Molecule: messenger RNA, 1383 nt
Organism: Ilyonectria robusta
Lineage: Eukaryota; Fungi; Ascomycota; Sordariomycetes; Hypocreales; Nectriaceae
Product: major facilitator superfamily domain-containing protein
Exons: 2
Coding region: 1-1383 (460 amino acids)
Biological process (GO): transmembrane transport
Cellular component (GO): membrane
Molecular function (GO): transmembrane transporter activity
Source: RefSeq, a predicted model, not a curated record
AUGGAACAAAAGCUCACGAAAAGACGCAUCUUGCUCAAGACGGAUGCGUUUGUUCUGAGCCUUCUCGUUCUGGUUGCAACUUUCGAAUUCUUGGACAAAAAUGCACUCGCCUACGCAGCUAUCCUUGGCUUGAAGGUUGAUACUGGACUGGUCAAACAGGAAUACUCUUGGUUGGGAUCAAUUUUUUACUUUGGCUACCUGUCCAUGCUGCCUCCCACCUUGUGGCUCUUGACAAAGGUUCCUGCGGGAAGAGUCAUUGGAGUUUCGACAUCGGGCUGGGGAAUUUGUCUGAUUUGCAUGGCAGCAUGCCAAAACUUUGCAGGUCUGGCUACCGUGCGAUUCUUUCUCGGCAUGUUUGAAGCCACCAUCCUUCCUUGCUUCAUGGUUAUGUCGGCGACCUGGUGGAAGCGGUCUGAACAAGCUCUUCGAACCGCUCUCUGGUACAAUACGUUCGCUGGAAUUUUCGGUGGAAUCCUAGCCUAUGCCAUGGCAAACAUCCCAGGCCCCCUUGCUAAGUGGCGAUAUUUAUUCAUCAUUUAUGGAUCGAUUACAACCACUCUUGGCAUUUAUACUACUCUAAUGCUGCCUUCGACCCCAGGACAAGCCUGGUUUUUGAACGAGUCGGAAAAGAUGAGAGCUGUUGAAAGGCUUGCGUCUAAUCAGCAAGGCAAGAUGGUCGCUGGUUUCAAAAUGUCCCAAUGUGUCGAAGCACUCAAGUCGCCUUCCUACUGGCUGCUAAUCAUUUUCACCAUCGCGCAAUCUGUAACCAAUGCCGGCAUCACCAACUUCAACCCGCUCAUCAUCAAUGGCUUUGGUUACAGCCCGCAGCGGACCACUCUACUCGCAACGCCACAGGCAGCCGUCGCAUUCAUCUCGCAGUUCUCGCUCGGUUUCCUCGCCCAAUACGUCCCAAAUUUGCGAUGUAUUAUUUGGUGCAUGAGUACUUUGCCAGCCAUCGCAGGCGCCAUGAUUGUUCGCCUUGCGGAUCAUGAGGCACAGCGCAACCUUGCGCUCGGUGGUGUGUACUUGAUGGGCUUCUACAACGUCUCAUGGGUCAUGGCUGUAUCUCUUGCGACUUCAAACAAUAGUGGAGUGACGAAGAAGUCGUUUGCAAGCACGUCCAUCGCGGUUGCUUACGCCGUUGGCAAUAUCAUUGGCCCGCAGUUCUUCAUGACCAAGGAAGCACCAACCUAUCAGACUGGUAUCUUGGCCAUGUUUGUUUGCUUCGCAAUCAUGUUUGUUACUGGUGUUGCGUAUGCUGCUGUUCAGAUUAUUACCAACAAGAGAAGGGCACUGGUCCCGGUGAUCGAGGAUAAUUCUGAGGAUACAUCAGAUAUCGACCUGACGGAUGGGCAAAACUUGAGAUUUAAAUACUCCUAUUAA